GCCAGGCCAGAGCCGGGACAGCCCCUCAACCUGCAGGAGAGAAAGCGGGGUCGACACAGUGGAGCGGGGCGGGGCUGGCAGGAGUAGGCGGGGUCCCUGUAUCUAGGGGCGGGGCCGGCUCAGAGGACCCGCCGGCCACCUGGUUCUGUCCUAGCUGGAGGCGGCCUGAGACGCUGGCUUCCCUCUGCUCCCGUAGCUCUGGCGGAGUCUGCGCGAUGGAAGACCUGGAAAGGCCGGAAGCGGCCAGGCCGGAGCAGGAGGAGAGGAUACCUUCAGAUACCAACGAAAAUGAAGCAAAGUCAAACGAAGAGCCACUCCUAAGAAAGAGUUCUCGCCGAUUUGUCAUCUUUCCAAUCCAGUACCCAGACAUUUGGAAAAUGUAUAAAAAGGCACAGGCAUCCUUCUGGACAGCAGAAGAGGUUGAUUUAUCAAAGGAUCUCCCACACUGGAACAAACUUAAAUCAGAAGAGAAGUAUUUUAUCUCUCACAUCUUAGCCUUUUUUGCAGCCAGUGAUGGAAUUGUGAAUGAAAAUUUGGUGGAGCGCUUUAGUCAGGAGGUGCAGGUUCCAGAGGCUCGCUGUUUCUAUGGCUUUCAAAUUCUCAUCGAGAAUGUUCACUCAGAGAUGUACAGUUUGCUAAUAGACACUUACAUCAGAGAUCCCAAGAAAAGGGAAUUUUUGUUUAAUGCAAUUGAAACAAUGCCGUAUGUUAAGAAAAAAGCAGAUUGGGCCUUGCGAUGGAUAGCAGACAGAAAAUCUACUUUUGGGGAAAGGGUGGUGGCCUUUGCUGCUGUAGAAGGAAUUUUCUUCUCAGGAUCUUUUGCUGCUAUAUUCUGGCUAAAGAAAAGAGGACUUAUGCCUGGACUCACUUUUUCCAAUGAACUCAUCAGCAGAGAUGAAGGGCUUCACUGUGACUUUGCUUGCUUGAUGUUUCAAUACUUAGUAAAUAAGCCUUCAGAAGAAAGGGUUCGGGAGAUCAUUAUUAAUGCUGUUGAAAUUGAGCAGGAGUUUUUAACAGAAGCCUUGCCAGUUGGCCUCAUCGGAAUGAACUGUGUUUUGAUGAAACAGUAUAUUGAAUUUGUAGCUGACAGAUUGCUUACAGAACUUGGAUUCUCAAAGAGAUAAUGUACCUGAAUUUCCACGUGUGCUUUUCAUAUGACUUAAGAAAUGGAGGCUGCAGCCAGACUACCUGGGCUUGAAUCCUGAUUCCACUACUUUCUAGCAAUGUGAGCUUAGGCAAGUUGCUUAACCACUGUCUCAGUUUCCUCAUCUGUAAAAUGAAGAUAAUAAUAACAAUCCUUAUUACAAAUUAUUGUUGAUGAGUUGGUAUACUCAAAGCACUUAAAAUAGUGUCAGACAUAUAGUGAAUGAACACUAAAUGGUCACGUAUUCAUCAUAAGUGGAACAUUCACAGAAAUUUACUAUGUACUAUACCAUGUUAAUUAGAAAUUAUAGGGCUUCCCUGGUGGCGCAGCGGUUAAGAAUCCGCCUGCCAAUGCAGGAGACAUAGGUUCAAUCUGUGGGCUGGGAAGAUCCCACAUGCUGUGCAGCAACUAAGCCUGUUCACCACAACUACUGAGCCCAUGUGCCACAACUACUAAAGCCCAUGCUCUGCAACAAGAGAAGCCACCGCAGUGAGAAACGUGCGCACCAUAAUGAAGAGUAGCCCCCUCUCACCACAGCUAGAGAAAGCCCUGUGCAACAACAAAGACCCAAUGUAGCCAAAAAGAAAAUAAAUAAAUAAUAAAAUCUUGAAAAAAAAAUUAUAAGUUUUGAUUUCUAAGCAUGGAAGUGGAAAUUUAAAUUAAUGAGAAGGCUUAUGAAAUCCAUGAUGCUGGGGUAAUCAUUACCUUUCUUGAUAAUAUAUUUAUUUUCAGGUAACUGUAAAAAUACUAUAAUGAAAGUCAGAUGGGGCAAAGUUUUUUUGCAUUUAUAAACUGUAAAAUAUCACUAUUUAAAUAUUUUUAGUUGCAAGAUCCCCUCUUUUUACUGAUCAUUAAUGAGAGAAAUAAAGAUUAUAAAUAUAUUAAUAAGAUCUCUGAAAUAUAUAAACUAUGUAUGAAAAGAAAUUAGUUUUGUUCCUACGUUAUGCAAUAUAUUUGUUAAAGGAAAUUUGCUCACUUAAGCCUUAAAGUGAACCCACUAUCCUUUAACCUACCACCAUAUCCUCACACUCACACAUCCACAUUCUUCUGCUUAUUGGAAAACUACAGACCCCUAGGUCUAGUUUUUCCUUUGGGAACUUGCUAAUUAUAGGUAUAUAAAACAUGCCUCCUAAGAAGAAAAUAUAGACAUAGUAUAAAAUAUCAUUUCUCCACAGGCCUUCAAAAUUCCAAAAAGCAGAAAUUAUACUGACCUCCUAGGUUUUAAUGCAAUAAAAUUAGAAAGUAACAAUAAAAGAUUACCAAAAAGUUCCAUCUACUUAGAAAUUGAAACUAUAUCUUUAAAAUGAGAUUAAAAAUGAAAAUAUAAACUAAUAGAAAAUAUAAACUAAAUGACAUUAAGAUUACUGUAUAUCACAACUUGUAGAAUGCAGCCAAAUAGAUCUUCAGAGGAAAAUUUGUAGUCUUGAAUGUGUAUAUUAAGAAAGCAAGGGGACUUCCUAGGUGGCGCAGUGGUAAAGAAUCCACCUGCCAAUGCAGAGGACACGGGGUCAAGCCCUGCCCUGGGAAGAUUCCACAUGCCACGGAGCAACUAAGCCUAUGCGCCACAACUAUUGAGCCUGUGCUCUAGAGCCUGUGAGCCACACUAUUGAGCCCAUGUGCCACAACUGUUGAAGCCCAUGCGCCUAGGGCCUAUGCUCCACAACAAAAGAAGCCACUACAAUGAGGAGCCUGCACACCACAAUGAAGAGUAGCCCUGGCUCGCAGCAACUAGAGAAAGCCUGCACACAGCAACGAAGACCCAACACAGCCAAUAAAUAAAUAAAUAAAUAAAUAAAUAAAUUUAUUAAAAAAAAGAAAGAAAGAAAGCAAGGGAUUUCCCUGGUAGCACAGUGGUAAGAAUCCUCCUGCCAAUGCAGGGGACAUGGGUUUGAGCCCAGGGCUGGGAAGAUCCCACAUGCCGCUGGGCAACUAAGCCCAUGCACCACAACUACUGAGCCCACGUGCUACAACUACUGAACCCACAUGCUGCAACUACUGAAGCCAUGUGCCUAGAGUCCAUGCUCCGCAACAAGAGAAACCACCGAAAUGAGAAGCCCAAGCACUGCAAUGAAGAGUAGCCCCAGCUCGCCCCAACUAGAGAAAGCCUGCUCGCAGCAAUGAAGACUCAACACAGCCAAAAAUAUAAUAAAUAAAAUAAAGUUCUCUUAAAAAAAAAUGACAAUUUAAAAUACAUGAACUAAACUUUGAACUCAAGGAGCUACAAAAGGAAUUAUUCUUAUAAUGAUAGUAUUUGAUAUAAUAAGAGAUUAUUUAAAUUAGCAAAUGGUUGUCAUUUAUGCAGAAUUCUAAAUAGGAGCUACACUAAUGUGGUUUUCAACUUCUCUUUUAGUUUUCGAUUAUCAAUAAAUAUAUGAGUACUUCUAUGUGUCAGAACCAAGCUAGUUAAUUUAGGUUGGUCUUAGUUACUUUGUCCAUGCCAUGAAAUGCUUUGGAUUAGGUUUUUUGGAAGAUACCCGGUUUUAAAAUCCAGUGAAUCUGUGAUUAUCGUCCAGUGCUCCUUCUACUGUAUCCUGCUGUGAGUAAUAACUCACAUUUUCACUGCCUCUUAACAGUAUUUCUGACAGGCAAUUUCACGGAAUUCCACAACUUAACCACACCCAGCAUAUGAACUUAUUUUGGAAAAAAAAUACAUAUAGCUUUACUAAGAUAUAAAUCACAGAACAUGCAGUUCAUCUAUUAAUAAAUGUACAAUUCAAUGGUUUUUAGCAUAUUUGCAGGGUUUUGCAACUAUCACAACAAUCUGAGAACAUUUUUAUCACCCCACAAAGAAACUCUAUCCGAUAGCAAUCAGUCACUUCCCUUUCUUUCCUCAAUCCCCACCAUAGCCCUAGGCAUUACUAAUCUAAUUUUUGUCUCUUUAGAUCUGGCUGUUCUAUAAAUCCCAUUUCAUAUAAAUGGAAUCAUACAAUAUAUGGUACAUACCGUAUACUGGUGUAUGGUAUAUAUAAAGCCAAUAUAGUGUUUUCAAGUUUCAUUCAUGUUAGCAUGUAUCACUACUUUAUUCCUUAUUAUGGCCAAAUAAUACUCCAUUGUAUGAUUAUACCAAAUUUUAUUUACCCAGUUAUCAGUUGAUGGAGAUUUGGGUUGUUUGCAUUUUUGGGCUACUAUGAAUAAUGCUGCUAUGAACAUUCAUGUAUAAGUUUUUGUGUGAACAUAUGUUUUCAUUUAUCUUGGGUAUAUAACUAGAAGUGAAAUUGCUGGGUCAUAUAGUAACUCUAUUUUUAAUCAUUAGAGGAACUACCAGACUGUUUUCCAAAGCCACCGCAUCAUUUUACAUUAACACCAGCAGUAUAUGAGGGUUCCAAUUUCUCCACAUCCUCACUAACACUUACUAUCUUUUUUUCCUUCCAGUUUUAUUGAGAUAUGAGUGACAUACAGCGCUGUAUAAGUUCAAGUUGUACAGCAUAAUGAUUUGACUUACAUACAUGAUGGGAUGAUGACCACAAUAAGUUGUCUUUUUUAUUACAGCCAUCCUAGUAGGUGUGAAAUGGUAUCUCAUUGUGGUCUUGAUUUGCAUUUCCCUAAUGGGUAAUGAUUUUGAGUGUCUUGUCCUGUGCUUAUUGGCCUUCUGUGUAUCUUUUUUAGAGAAACGUUUAUCCAUUCAGAUCCUUUGCCCAUUUUUAAUUGGGUUAUUUGAGUAUAUUCUUAUCUGUGAUAUUCAUAAUUCCUGCUGGAAUAUUCCUAAUUUAAAAAAAUCCUCUUUUAUUGUUCUUCAUGGAUCAUUGAAACGUCUCAGUUUCCAUCAAACUGUGUCUCCAAGCCUGCCUCUUGAAUUCAGAAGCAGUAAAAAAGCUUCUUGUCAACUUAUGUGCCACUUUUUGUUUGGGGUUACUGUGGACAGCAUUUAUUCUGUCUUCACCAAUCAUGGUCCCUUAACAUCAAUUUGGUGAUUAUAUGUUCUCUUAUGAACUAAGAAACAUAUUUAGGUCCAUAGUACAUUGUUGGUAAUUUAAUAUUUUGUAGUAUCAUAUAGAUGUGACUGUCCAGCAGUAAUAACUGUGAAAAGUACCUAUAGUAUCUAUGGUGUUUUAGAUUUCUCAAGCUGUGAAAACAUUUUAGUCAUUUUAGUUUGGCAUUAAAUUUUUCAUUUCCUGAAAUAGUCUUUUUUUUCCUUUCUACUUAGAAUACCAGAGAUGCUCAUAUAGUUUCUAUAAGAGGUUAGUAGGUGAUCUUAGUCAUCUUCAGAUGUAUCCGUCUUGAGUGCCUCCUGGACCCUAGGGAAUAGUGUGAUCUUUAGGUGACUUUGGAGGUAUUAGGAGACGCGGGUUAUCUGUUGCUCUUCUCGUGGGAUAUAAUUUGGCUUCUUCAGAAUGUCUAACAAUAUUUCUUUUCUUUUCAGGUUUUUCAAGCAGAAAAUCCCUUUGAUUUUAUGGAAAACAUUUCUUUAGAGGGGAAAACAAAUUUCUUUGAGAAACGAGUUUCAGAGUAUCAGCGUUUUGCAGUUAUGGCGGAAACUACAGAUAAUGUCUUCACCUUAGAUGCAGAUUUUUAAAAGCCUCCCCAUACAUAUCUAAACUUAUCACUGGUAAAAAGCAGUCUAUUUUUCUCUGCUUAAAAAAAAAAACCAAA
Molecule: messenger RNA, 5734 nt
Organism: Hippopotamus amphibius kiboko
Lineage: Eukaryota; Metazoa; Chordata; Mammalia; Artiodactyla; Hippopotamidae
Gene: RRM2B
Product: ribonucleotide reductase regulatory TP53 inducible subunit M2B
Exons: 9
Coding region: 216-1124 (302 amino acids)
Biological process (GO): deoxyribonucleotide biosynthetic process
Cellular component (GO): cytosol
Molecular function (GO): ribonucleoside-diphosphate reductase activity, thioredoxin disulfide as acceptor
Source: RefSeq, a predicted model, not a curated record